AUGAACCCCGACCACGAAAGCGUCGUCGCUGCGACGUAUCAAUACGUCGUGGUCGCCGUCGUUGCGUGCGGUGUCUUUGCCGCGGGUGUUACGACGAUCAUGCUGCGUCGUCACCGGCGGCAGCAACUGCUAGCCGCGGCGCGUGGUGGAGGCGACGGCCGCGUUGUCUUUGGAGAUGACGGGUACCUGUACGACAUGCCUGGCGCGCCGCGCGUCAACACUGCCGGUCGCACACGGCGCAAGAAGCUCGGACCUACGCCGAAGAUCUGGGACGCAGAGGUUGGAGGCGAGUACGCCGAGGAGGCCGACGAGGAGAUCGGCUGGGAGGAGCAGAAGAACAUGGGUGUCGGGUUACAGGUGGGUCUCGCUGCUUCUGCAGCUUCUUCGAGAGCCACCCGCUCACUCCAGCCCGUCUCCGUCGCUGUUCCCGCCCAUGAGGCUGAGACAGAGGAUCAGCCAUACGUCGACGUCGCCGUUCUCAUUGCCAUGCCGGAUCCGAGUUUGUCCUACUCUACCGACGAGGAGUAUCCCACCUUCCGCCCGCCCAAGGUCCUCAACGACGACGAAUACGAGUUCCCGCCAAUGGCCGUGUCGUCGUUGCGUGUACCGGUGUCGACGGCCUGGGCUGAUCUCGACGCCCUCCGCCCGCCCCCGAAGGAGCGCAGGAAGAAGAAGCCCGCCCCGCCUCAGCCGCCAAGGCAGAGCGCGUUCCGCCGCUUCCUCAUGUCGGCGAGCACCUCUGCUGCUCGUCAGCGGUAG
This is a messenger RNA of Trichosporon asahii var. asahii CBS 2479, 759 nucleotides long. RefSeq lists its product as uncharacterized. The transcript has a single exon. NCBI's taxonomy places the organism in Eukaryota, Fungi, Basidiomycota, Tremellomycetes, Trichosporonales, Trichosporonaceae. The record is from RefSeq and is a predicted model, not a curated record. The coding region runs from base 1 to 759 and encodes 252 amino acids.